AUAUAAUUAAGUUGGCCGGGCAACAUUACUCAUUUAAGUGAUAGUUAACAAUAAUUAGGGAAUUAAUAAUUCACGAUGAACAGAACAAACAAGGCUGCUGACGAAGUUGAAAACCUAAUACCCAAAAAUCCUAUUCUUCCGAUUCCCCUGAUUCGACAUGACUUUAUUUAUACUCUGAAGUGCAGCAGAUCUCUGGAAGUAUCCCAGCCUUUGGUAGUACAAACAGUGUCCGGGGGCAAGUCCACGAAGAGUGUUGAUGAGCCUCAGAAAAAACCGCCUAGGCUCACCGUGGUUUCCGAACUGAGUUCCAUGAGUGAGGAGGAGUCGGAACCGGAAGUGGAGAUCCAAUACCGCUGGAACUCCCCUCGCCUGAUGAUCCUGUGCGAAGAUGGCGACAUCAACUGCGCCAUCCACUAUCUGGUUGAGUCUCUCCAGGAUCCGUUUGCCAGCAAUUCGGUGGCCACCCUUCUGUUGCAGGAAUCGAUAUUGGAGGAGUUUAUCGAUCGCAUGAAAGAUCGCUUGGAGCCCCUUAGCCCUGAGAUCUCAGCCCAUCCGGUCUUCGUGCAGACUCUGAAGCGAUUGAAGCAUCUGCAGGCCAGGACCACAAGGGGGAAUCCCAAAACGGUUCCAUUGAAUGCCAGCCCAGUGCUUGUCUACGACCUCUGUCAUCGGCAUUUAGGAAAGGGACCGACUGGGGUGAUUACGGUCCACACAUUCCGGACCAUGAAGGAGGCCAUCGAGCUGCAGUCCAAGGAGCCGUUGCCCUUUACAUCUGCCACAAUUUGGAAUGAGAAGUUGGCCGCCGCCUACGAACUGGUGGCGAGAUCCAACAUUUUGAUCUUCCUGCUGAACUGUUUCUACGUGGAUCUUGACCCAAUAAGUUUGGCCUUCACCAUGAACCAGAACUCUGUCAAGAUCGCAGAUGGCUAUCACUACGAGACGCUGACCUUUCGGAGCAAUCGAAAAGUGAUUGUCCAUCCAGUUGGGACCAUUUGGGGCAAGUUGGUCCGAGACCGAGCUCUCGGCUAAUGAUCUCUCCCUGCAAAGUGACUCACUUGAACCCAAAAUUUGCACCUUUCUACUAAUUUAAAUUUUUCGUCAUUGAUCUGAGGCCGUUGGCUAAUUGACUUUCCGGCUGGGCAACUCAAUUAGCAAUUUAAUUGCGAAAUAAGGCCACCCAUCCCUGGGGCCUCUGGUCCAUCUAUCUUCAACUCAAAAGGCCUGCUAUGCUGUAUAAUAAUAAUCAAUGGAAGUAAAAUUGUGAGUGACUCUGUAUUGUGAAAUUAAAAAUUCCUUCUGCGAAGUAA
This is a messenger RNA of Drosophila serrata, 1307 nucleotides long. RefSeq lists its product as uncharacterized. NCBI's taxonomy places the organism in Eukaryota, Metazoa, Arthropoda, Insecta, Diptera, Drosophilidae. The record is from RefSeq and is a predicted model, not a curated record. Gene Ontology annotation, molecular function: oxidoreductase activity, acting on the aldehyde or oxo group of donors, NAD or NADP as acceptor.